UGGCUGCCAUCCUCCUCGUCAUCCUCGUAGACCACCGAUCUCGCUGCCAGAUAGCCCAUCAUGGCAUCCUCGCUGAUAUGGAAGAGGUCAGCGGUAGCAUCGGGCUCGCACAAUGUCCACCAUAUCGCACCAGCAGCUUCGUCACUGUCAUCGCCGGCGGCGGCGGCCUCCUCCUCCUCCUCUUUUUCCAGAGGAGCGCCGCUUUCGACGGAACUUGGCAGCAGAUCGUAAGCUGGAGUAUGUCACUCGCAAAGUACUACGCACAGCUGGCCUCGACUUUGGCGGAGCAGAGAGGAAGCACCAAGAAUAUCAAAAGCAAGUCCAAGAUGGGAAUGCUGGGGCAACCCCUCGACGUCCAGACGAGUCGCUGCUCGGGUGGCAGAAGGGGCGCAGGGGAUACAUUGGUGCCAACAGAGCUCGAAGACGCGGCAACGCCUCAGCAGCAUCCAACUCUCGCCUAGGUGACCGAAGGCAGCUCCAUACGAGUCGGCAGUCCCCCGCCACCGCCUUCUCACACCAGUCGACCUCGCGGGCAGAGACACGCCCGCCGCCGGCCUUUCGCAAGUCGAGACAGCAGAAAUCAGCCCGCACCGACCUUGCCCCUUCUGAGAAGCGGAGCUAUCGAGGGCAGUGGAUUCUUCGGAAAGACAUCCUGCCAGGUGAUUUCGUAGAACUGCGUCUCCCCUUCUCAGAGGUCGUUCGAGGAAUUGCCCUCCCGUUCGUCGAUGAGGUGGAGAAGACUGCAAUGCAGAACCUGGAGGCAGCAGUUGAAGAGACAGACACAUCGAAAGGUAGCACAACUGAGAGCUGGGGCACAUCUGCAGGAACCCUCUUCAUCCUCGAUUCUCGGGGGCACAUCACUCCUCAGCGAGAGAGUGAUGUCGCACUGCACAUACCCAACUUCUGCCGCCAGGAUGAUGGCCGCCUAUUGAAUGUCGCCCGACCUACGCUACAGGAGAUUCAACUACCCGAAGAGCCACUGCUACUCGAUGCAAAUGGACUGGGGUUGCCUGGUAUGGGACAGACCACCGGUCUCGACAACGUGAGCGAGGAUGGAAUGUGGUCUCCCUUUCCGCCUUUUCAAGAGGCCUCAAAAGCAGAGACUCGGCGGGGAGAAGCCAGGGCAAGAUUGGCUUCCAUUCUGCGUGAUUUCCUACGAGAGACAGAGCACAAGUAUGAUAAUAUCAGGAAAGGCCUGUAUGCUCUCAUCAGCAACAAGCAAUGGCUGGAGAGCAAGGAAGAGGUGUCCACCUUAAGCGUCGCUCAACAGUUAGAUGAGAGCGCGGUAUCACAAAGGGGUCAGGAGGUGUCUUGGCCCAGCUUACUUGCUACGCACGAUCUGCUCUUGGAGAACUUCAAGAUCUUCCUGGCAAGCCGGGAAGACAUGCGUUCCACCGCUAUCUUCAAGAUCAGGUCUCGCCGCGCGAGAGAUGACCUUGAACGCGUGGAGCGGUGGAUCGAGGAGGACAUCAAGUCGAACAAGGGUCCAGUCGCAUCCUUCCUCGCAAAAGUCAUCGGUCACUUGCAAGUGGUGAGGCAGACGCAGGGCACGUCCGAAGCGGCAGCCACUCGCCUUGCAUGGUCAGCAGACGAUGUCAGAAUCAUCUCUGUGCUCCUCGAUGGUAUCAGCAUAGCGCGACUCAAUCAAGGAGAUUUGUACUCUAUAGUCUUAUCGCACAUUCUCAAAAAGUGCGAGUAUAUCCCUUGGGAGCAGCCUGGGUCCUUUCGCAACUCGGCCAACCCCACCAUAGAAGAUUUCUCGUCAUCUUCCCUUCCUCUCCAUCAGCUUACUGUGCAAUUACUGGAAGAUCUUGCUAUCUAUCCCAAGGAUAGUGUGGACUGGAGUUUGGGAGAUGAUCGAAGCAAGGAUAUCUUGGAGAAGGUCUUGGAGCUGGAAACGUCUCACACGGGCAAUCAAACAAAUGUCACACACGCUCGACAGGACACGUCUGCAGACCUGGCAACUGUCGAUUACGACGAGUCGCUCAGGAAGGACUUCCACGCCAAUGUCUACGUGAUUGAUGAGGCCUCUGCCUACGAGCUUGACGACGGUAUCUCUAUCGAGCCUGCAAAGGAAGAGGGCAAGUACUGGAUCCGAGCUCACAUUGCUGAUCCCACCUCUCAGCUGCUGCCGAACGAUGACGCUGCCUCCCGGGCAAAGAAGCAAGGGGCGACCAUCUACGCUCCUCUGGGCUGUGUACCGAUGUUUCCUGACUCAAUGCCUGGUAUAGCUACCAAGUCUGGCGCAGAUGGAAGUCGUGCUUUAACUUUCAGCGCCCUCGUCAAUGCCCAGGGUCUGAUAGAGGAGUACGACGUGGGGCCGAGUCUACUGCGCAAUACCCACGUGAUCACCUACUCCAAAGUCAACGAGAUCCUACAAGACCCCAGCGUAGCUCCAAGUGCGAAAGUGGCAGAGGAGCUUCGCAUACUUCACGACUACGCCGGCCGCUUGUACAAGAUGAGGAUUCGCAACGGUGGUUUCCUGGCUGGGAAUGACGGGGUCAAUGUCGUCAUGCCGCCACCCGAGGAGCUGCCAAACAUGAUUGUCCCGUCCCCCUUCACCCUCGUGGAUCCGAAUCUGCAGCGAGUCUUCAAUGGCGGGAGGGUCGAGGUGGAUACGAGCAGAAUGAGACCCCUCUCGCAGAUGCCACUGGGCCUGGCUUUGAGCUCAUUCAAGGUCGAGGCAAAGCCUUCGAGUAUGCUGGUAGCGAGCAUCAUGAGUAUGGCCAAUCGAGUCGCGGCCGCCUUCGUGGGCAAAGAGGGUCCUUCCAAGAGCGGCUCACGCCUGCUCCUCCCUCUGCGAGGUCAGUCUUUCCCUGCCAGUCGAGCGAAAGCGUGGCUGAGUGCCAUCGAUCGCAUGAAGGACGAGUACGGCAACAUCUCCUACCGCCGUAUUCUGCGAGCUAAUAUCGACAUUGCCGGUGCUACCGAAUCCACCGUCCCGGUCUCGCACAUCUCCCUGGGUAUCACGGGCACUGAAGAUCGCGAGAAGCUCAGAGGGACAGAGCAGGAGGCUUUCCUAGACGCAGCAGACGGGUGGGGCUACACUCGCGCCACAAGUCCCCUGAGAAGGUACUCUGACCUUGUCGCGCACUGGCAGAUCAAGUCGAUUCUGCACAGAAGAGCCUCUUCUGCUGCCUCGCCGAGCCAACAGCGCCAUCAGGGAAUCUCUGAGAGCGAGAUGCUAGAUCUGGUGCCUCGGAUUGCGCGCCAGAAUGCAGCGCUCAAGGCCUUUGACAAGUUCACUAGGAAGCACUGGACCCUUCGCGCCAUGCGCUUAGCAUGGGAGAGUGCUCUCACCUCUCGUUCUUCUGGCACUCCUCUACCCGCUCCAGCACCAGGCUGCAUCUCCCCCACCCUACUCCUCCAGCCUCAAAAGGCGUGGAUUGCAGACGGGGAGAUUCGCUUUGACCCGCAGACCCGACUGACUUUCGUGCGCGUACAGCUCGACGCGUUUGGAAUCUUUGCGGAUUGUAUUUGGCCUCAUAUGGAGGAGAAGAUGCGACCUGUUGUUGGUGCAGAGGUGGAAGUAGUUUUUGGAGAGAUCAAGGAACACAUGCACGGAGGGGCCGUGAGGGUGUCGCUGGUGUAA
Messenger RNA from Microstroma glucosiphilum, 3592 nucleotides. RefSeq names its product RNB-domain-containing protein. Gene Ontology annotation, biological process: mRNA catabolic process. Lineage: Eukaryota; Fungi; Basidiomycota; Exobasidiomycetes; Microstromatales; Microstromataceae. The transcript is spliced from 2 exons. The record is from RefSeq and is a predicted model, not a curated record. Gene Ontology annotation, molecular function: RNA binding; 3'-5'-RNA exonuclease activity. Bases 113 to 3592 code for a protein of 1159 amino acids. Gene Ontology annotation, cellular component: P-body; exosome (RNase complex).